UUAAUGUCAGUGACGGGAGAAGAAGCGUAGUAAACCGAGGUCGGGCAAGAUUUCCGGGAGUUCAAAUUAGGGUAUAUUUGGUUGCGGCAAAUAUUCCCGAAGACUGUAAAUAUUCCAGUCACUAAUUAUGGUAGGAUCUCAUAUCUAAGCACAUCACAAACGAAAAAUUGUACAGGUGAAAGUUUACAAAGGAAACACAAAAGAUACGCUAGUACAGAAGAAAAAAACUGAAGUCAUGGAUGAAGAUUUACUUUGCUACACAGGAUCAAUGCCCAAUUUUGCUAAUAUAAAAAUAGCAGAUCUGUUGGAGUGUGGAAAGUGUGGAGCAGUUUUCAAUAAUAUUCAUCAUUUCAUUGAUCAUAAAACCUCAGCAUGCAAAUCAUUAGAAGGUGCUAUAUCAAUAACUGAAAGAGUUUCGAGAUCUAGAGGUCAUUUAUCCAGAGAAUAUAAAAAGAAAUCUCCAAAGCUAAAGACUGGGCCAACUUCUAAAUGGAAAAUUAAACGUCAUGCUUCAGCAGCUAAAACUAGAUCAGCUAAGUCUGGAUUUUGUGGAAGAGUAGAUAAGACAAAAAUAACACUAUCUAAGCAGAAAGACCAGCAGCAGUUGUCUGCUGGGAGAUUGACCACUCCAAGCUCUAGUGACUCAGGUACCUCAACAAAUGUAACAGUUUCCAAGAGAAAAAGUUUGGAAAUAUCCAAUCUGAAAAGGGGUGCAUAUAAAACAGGUUCAUUAUCUUGUGAGUUGGAUGCUGCAACAAGUAGAACUCCAAAGGUAAGAAAGGUAUUCAAAGUAGAGAAGAUCCUUGACAAGAGAUAUGUUAAAGAUGAAGUGGAAUAUCUCAUUAAGUGGGAAAAUUAUCCGGAAACUGAAAACUGUUGGGAACCUGAAGAAAGUAUUUUAAGCAAGGACCUUAUAGAAGAAUAUGAACAAAGUAUAACCUCACCAAAAAAAAGAAAAAAUGAAACUUGUGAUACACCUCCUGUGGAGUUGAAGAAAUUCAAGAUGGAAAUGGAAAACUGUGUGGAAAUUUCUCAGAAGCAAUUACUACUGAUUAAAGAUAAAUCUAAUUUGUCAUCUCAAGAUACUUCAGACAAAAUGAAAGAUACAGAUGUUUCAAAAAUAGCAGAAGUUCAAAAGGAGGAACAAAUAAAUUGUCUAUCCAUUUCAAAAGCAAAUGAAAUUAAAAAAAUUGAAGAUGUUCAAGUUCCAAUAAAUGAAAUAUUACUGCAUGGUGAUAAAAGUGAUUAUAUAGUAACAGAAGACCAUAGUGAAUCAGUGAAAACUGAACAAACCCAGGUGUCUGAAGAGGAUAGUCGUAGUAGACGCUCCACUAGUCGAGUAGCCAGAGAUUUUAUUAAAUCUCUCUGCCAAGGGAUCCAAGACACAAAAAAUGUUGAAAAACCAUGGGAACAAGAGAAUACGAGUUUAAAAAAAAGAGGAUUUGAAAAUUCGUUUCAGAAUUUUAAUUUGGGAUAUGACUAUGAAAAUGACUCUUCAGUCAUUUUUAUUCCUUCUCCUAACAUUAAUGUUAAAUAUUCAAUCAGAAAGUUAUUUUCUUAUUUGAUACUGGAUCCUAGGAAGUCGAAGUCUUAUCUUCUGGGACGUAAUGCCAUGUAUCGUGGGAAGGAGGAUCAUCAAAACAAAGACUUACUUAGCCUUCUCAGCAGUCAUGUGAAGAAUCUGUACAUAAAAAUGAAGCGUGAAUCUGUACAUAAAAGUUCAAGGGGUAGGGGCCGAGGAAGACCAAGAGGUUCAGGCCGUGGUGGAGGAAGAGGAAAAACAAAAGAACAAGGCAGUAUAGUGAUGGCCUCUCUUGAAAAUGAGAGUCAUUAUUUUAGUCCAACAGGGAAAGGGAUGGAAUCUGAAUUUUCAACAAGAAAACUUAGUGUUACUCGUGGAGCCAUAAGGUCAAGAGGUCGAGGCAGAGGAAGAGGACAAAAUGUGAAAAAAAGCGAUAGAGAAAAUGUGCAUAUCAAAUCUGAAUAUAAAAGAAGUUCUAAGGAUGAUGAAGUUGUAAAAAUUGGAAUAAAGAAACACAAAACAAACGUAUCAAAAACACUUUCUUCUUUGAAAAAAGGACGUGGAGGAAAAGUUGCUUCUUUUUCUUCAAAAGUAGUCCAAUCUAAGAUUCUUUCAGGUGAUAAUCUGUAUCAUUCAGAAACUACUGUCAAAAGAAAAGUUGGAAGACCACCAAAGAAACCAAAAGACCAAGGCCCUGGUCCAUUGUCUAAUCAAAGUGGACUGCCUCCUCACUUAGUGGGGCCUCCCCCAUCAGAAGAAUUGUCUUGGGAUGAUGAAAUAGGAAAUCAGCAUAAAAACCGUAUUUUUGUGUCAAUGCCAGAUAAGACUGUGAUGGAAGUAAGGUGUUCUGACACACAAAAAGCCUUGCUGAAAGCAGAGUUAGCCUUUAGAACUAUGACAAAUUCUAACUUGCCUCAGGAACGUAAUACCAUUGGCUUGCCUAGACUAGAAGAAUGUACAUUUGACCCUGCUGAGGAUACUUCCAUGUCAAAAUUGCCUAACACUGUUUUGCUUAUUGAAAGUGAAUUACCAGUAGAAGAAGCAGAAAAUAAAGAUGAAUUUGUGGGAGUUUACUUAUUUUCUCAGGUUUUUUCUCCCAAUGAAAAAAUACAGAAUUGCAUGAUUUGCCCCGAAAAAAUACAAUUAAAAACCGUCCGAGACCUGGAUAGACACUACCGCAAAGUUCAUGAUCUUGUUUCUACCAUCAUUAAAGCCCAGUAUAAUGAAAACUGUGUGUUUGUAUGCAUGCCUUCAAAUGUGAAUGAAAGCACUGUUUUAAAAUCUAAGUGUCGGUUUUGUCAGGCUCUUUUGAGAAACCUUAAUCAAGUUGAAGAGCAUUAUUCAUCUAUCCAUGGAAAAAUUGUGCGUAAUAUUCCAGAAUCCCAGAUUACGUUUUUGGGAAGGUUUUUUUAUUGUAGUUUGUGUUCAUACCCAUCAUCAACCAUUACUUCUCACCUAGACCACAUGAAAACUGUCCACAGUAUGAGAACUUUUGUCUGCCGUUUUUGUAACUUCUGCACAUCUCAGCCAUACAAAUUAAGGCUUCAUGUACGGCAGAGUCAUUUUGCAUCAAUUGUGGAUUCUAAGUGCCCUGCUUGUCAGAUACAUUUCAAGGAAAGAGAAGAGUUAGUUACACACAUGCAGAAGGCUCAUGCUGUGCAAACUGCACCACAUGUUUGGUCAUGUUCGAAGUGUCAUUAUCCCUGUGAAGAGGAGAACCAAUUGGCUGAUCACCUUGCCCUUUGUGGAAAUUCACAAGCAGUGGUAUCUACCAAGAGACCAGAAACAGAUAAUCAAGGUGUACCAAAUGUUGGAGUUGGAACUGUUUUUUACAAGUGUAGUCGGUGCUCUUUAACUUUUACAGCUGAAGAGGAAAUUAAGAAACACAUGGAGGAAGGUAGACACAUGUCAUCUGAUAACACAGAAAAAAGAGAUACUCAAUUCUCCUAUGUGCAUGGUACUUCAUAUGGUACAGUGAAAACUGAAAGCACAUGUUUUGUGUGCUGCAUGAGAUUUUCAACAGCAUCUAUGUGUCAUGAACAUCAAAAACAUGUUCAUAUGCGCUGGGUUGACAGAGAAGCUCAAGAUCAUUCUGAGGAAGAAUUCACUGAUGCUGUUAGUAAUAAAGCUCAUGAAGAGUCAAACAAUGUGGCUGAUUUUGAUAAUUCCAAUGACUAUAUUGAUUCAAAUAAACUAUUGCAGUCAAAUACAAAUGCAGAUGAUAUCCUCCUUGUUUCAUCAUCAGCCAUGGAAAAUAAGAAUUCUGUUAACAGCACAGAAAAGGAUGCUUCAACUGAUAAAGAGGAGGAGGAUGGAGGUUUGAACUUGGAAUUCAGUACAUUAUUGAGUUCGAAAGCAGAUGAUCAAGACGACAGAAACUUAGUCGAGAGAGUUUCACAAACUGCAGAAGUUUCAACAAAUCAGAGUUAUGAAGAAUCAACAGAAACUUUCUCAUAUGAGACUAUAGAAAAUGUUGAGUCAGACAUUGAGGAAUGUAGGAGUCAAGUUUUGGAUCAUAUUUCAAAUGCAGAUAUUCUGAAAACUCAGCAGAAUGGACUACAAGAAUCAUCAUUUGAUGUUAGUAUAGAAGAAAAAAUUGGAGAUGAACAAGAUACUAAGAAAAAUGAAUUAAUUUUGAUCAAGGAUGUGCCAACUGAUAAACAGUUGGCUGAGCUAUGUUUCCCUAAAAAAGUUGGCCAUUACUGCCAUUUAUGUGACAUAGUAAUCCAAAGCUAUCCUCUCUAUUACAUGCACAUGUACAAUGUCCACAAACUAGAGAAAAGAUUUCAGUGUAUUAUUAGUGACUGUAAACGUACCUUUUGCAAUGUUACAGCAUUUCAGUGUCAUGCUCAGAAACACAACCAAAAAUCAGAGAGUUUCUGUAGUUUGUGUGACAUGGUGUUUGAAGAUAGCAGGGACCUAAAAGAUCACAUGUUCAGUCGAGAGCAUGGUACAAAAUAUAUAAAGACUCAGGAGAAGUAUUUUCAUAGUGAACCCCGCAAUUACCGUUGUAAGGUAUGUCUUACAUGGUUUGGAUUGUUUGCAAUCUUUGUUAAACACAUGGAAACAGAGAGUCAUCAGUACAGGUGUAAGUAUUGUGGACUGAGCUUUGUUCAGCCUGGUCCCCGAAGAAACCACAUUCAGAGUGUUCAUCCUGAAAUGGCUAAUGUUUGUGAAAUUUGUGGUGUAAAAAUGGAAAGCUCACAAGCAUUGUGGAGUCACUUGUCUGGCCAUAAGAUUGUGCAUGAGUGUCCAAAGUGCCGUCGUCGGUUUUUACAAAAAGAGCAACUCAAUGCUCAUAUGGAAGUGCAUGAUCCUCCUGUACCAUGUCCAUGGGAAGGAUGUAACAAGAAGUUGUCCUCAAAAAUGGGACUUUAUAAUCACAUGAAGUCUCACCAAGAAAAACGUGAUUUUGAUUGUUCUCACUGUGGUAAAGCUUUUUUCAAAAGACAACAACUAGAAAAACAUUUGGAAGUUCACAGAGAGAAAGUUCAGUCUAAAAAGGCCAUAUCUGGAUCUUGUACUAAAAAAAAUAAUGAACAGUUGGUGAAUGAAGAAUCAAGCAUCUCUCUACAACGUGAGGGGGAGCAGCAACAGCAGUCAGAGGACAUAGCCAAUAAAGAACUCAUCCAGUUAAUUUGUGCAUCAUGUCACAAUGGUUUUGACUCUGAGGACCAAUUUGCUAUCCAUGUUUGUUCUAAGUAGGUGUUCACAGUGAUGCAGCUGCUAUAAGUGAUUGGGAGGUGCAGUCUUGGGUUAUGGCAUUUUAGCAUUAACUUUGUAGAAUUUACACAGAGACCAUACUAGCAAUCAUUUGGUAAAACGUACGUGUCUGUCUGUUCUUCACUAAGUUACACUGCACUUGAUGAUUUAUUGGGAGAUUUGUUGAUUUUAAUUUUAAGAAAAAGUGAAGUUUAAAUGUUACACAGAAACUUUUGUGUAAUUUAUGUGAUUUUCAAUUACACAUGACUGUCAUUCAUUGUGUUUUUAAUGACAUUUCUGGAAUAUGAAUAUUCAUAUUUCCCGAACACCUGGGAAGAAAAUGAAUGUCUUUUACCAUUUCUUUCUCUUUGAGUAAUUGAAAAUUAUGAACAAAAUAUAGUUAGGGAUAUUGUAAGAAUAUAAAUAUUGCUUGGUAUAAUGAUAUUCAUUGCAAAGAUCAGAACUAAUUUUUAAGUUGAAUAUAAGAGAAGAAAUUGUUUUUAUAAGCUUUGUAAAAAAUUAUUAUUGAGUAACUGUCAAAUGAAAAAAAGACCAGUACUAACAUAGGAAUGAAAGAAUAAAACUAAAUCGAAACAAUAUUUUGAAAUAAGGGAUGCUACAGUGUUUGGAGUAGGUUCAUUUGAUAAGUGAUUACAUUUCCCAUUCAGAUUAAAAUUGUGGGUGAUUCUUAUAGUAUUAGAAAGAAGUAUGGAUAUAGUGUGUUGGAUUCAUAACAGUUGUUAUUUAAUUGAAACUGUGAAGUAAGAAAACAAAUGUGAACAGUUCUUACAAUGCAGAAUUAAACAUUUUUUAAAUAAAUCUAAACUGCAGUAUAUAUAUUUGACAUGGAGGUGAUAAACUCUCAUUUUGCUUUUCUCUUUCACAUACUGUUAUAUUUUUUAUUGAAAAUAAUAAGUGUUACAUAGAUACGGGCCUGUAACCAGCCUCCUAACCAAAAGGAUUUGUUCAGUGCUAGAGAUUUAAAGAUUUAUAUAAAAUUAUUUGCGAUAUUUCUUAGUUUCAGAGAGGACAUAAUUUUCCUGCAGUAUUUGAAUUUUUAUUAUCAGAUUUUUGAAAUAAUGUGUUAUCAGUAUUAGAUAUAAUUUCCUCUUUAAUUUGCCCCAUUGAGUUUGGCAUAACGUUUGUUAAUGAAUGUACUGCUAUUUCAGCUUGAACCAGAUUAUUAAUAGAAAUUAUAAUUUAAAAAUGUAGCUUUUUUUUGUUAACUAUGUUUUAAUUACCUUUUACAGAGUUUUUGUUCUGUAUAGUUGUUUAUGACUUGAACUUUGUUUUGGUGUUAAACUUUUGUAUUGACUUGGCAUUUAAACAAAAGAACUUCCAAACAAUGAAAUUAUUAAUCUUUAUACUAGAAAAUUUGUGGGAUGAUUUCAUAUAUUAACUGAAGUGUUUAAAUGGAAAAAAUCAAAUAUUAACUUUGACUACCUUUUAUAAUUUUCACAAUUGAACUCUAAAUUUAUUGGAGGUUGUAAAAAAAUUAGUUGAAAUGCUAAACUUGUUAGCAUCACAAGAAAAUAAAACACCAUGAAAAUAUAGUUCCUUGUUUGUUUGCAAAAUCAAGAAUUUCAAAAUUAAUAAACAAGCUCAGUCUUUAUGCCUGGGAUUUUCAGAGUGUAUAUUAUUCAUUAUCUUAUUGUGUGUGAAUAAAAUAUGUUAAAAGUUAGAAGAUAUGGCUGGCUAUUGCUGGUGUAUUGGUUUAUUUGUCCUUUUGAAUUUUCUUAGUGAUAAAAAUUCUACAUUCAUGCAGAAAAAUAUAUGUAUCCUUUCAAAUGAUUGUAAGUUUGUUGAAAUAAAUAUAAUUACAAUCUGACUAUUAAUACUUUCAUUUCAAAUAUUUAAGUGAUUUUACAUUGUUUUUCUCAUGUGUAGAAAGUUUUUUUUGUCUAAGGAUUGUAGUUAACAAAUCACACAUCCAGUAUUUAUUUUCACAUGUGAAUUAUUAUUACAACAUUUUUGUUUUUAAUCUAGAGUAAGCAGUGUGUGCAAUAGUUUUUGUAAAUUUCAAGAUGUGGUAAAAUUUGGCAGUUAUUGAAUUUGUUUAAGCUGUUGUCAACAAUAGUUGAGUUUGCAGUAAAUCUGAAGUUACUAAACUAAAGAGCGUCAUUUGACUGCAGGAAUUUUGGAACAUUCUUUAAUGAACCACAUACUAGCAAUAUAAAUGAGAAGUUCUUUUGUAAUGGUGUAUUUCAAAUUAAAAUUAUAAGCUACUUUAAAUCAUUUCAGGGUACUUUUCAUAGAUUGCUGAUUUGACUACAGCUAUAAUUAAAACAAAAGGUUAAACUAGUGAAUAAUGCUGAUAUUAAUCUGUUGGUGGUUUGUUAUAAUGGAAAUUGUUUUAUUAUCUAUUGGUGAUAUAAACUAUUAAUUUCAGUAAAUAAUAAAAUUGGCUACAUGACAAAACAUUGGAGUAAGUUUUGUAUUUGAAAUAUUUCAUGAAAUUUCUAGUUCCAUCAUAAACGGCAUCAAAAUUAUAAUAGGAAAAAAUUAUAGUAUAGUAGUACACGAGUUGGCAGUGGCUGCUCUUGACUAACUGCAUACCAUCUAGUCUGUUAGCUCAAAAUUAGAGAUUACUAUGUGCAGAUAGCUCUUUGUGUAACUUUGCAUGAAAAGUUUAAAACAAACAAGUACUAAACUCCAUUAAUAAUUUGAUCAGAUCUACACACUGUUUUGCUGUGGUAGCUCAUUAUAAAUCAUGCAUUUUCAAUAAAUAGAGUAGAACAAACUGAAAGAAUUUAUUUACCACUUUUUUUUUUUUUAAACAGGUAAUUUUGAGCUCAAUGUUUUUUUUAGGAAAUGUUACUGUAAUAUUUAGUUUAUGGAAAGUUAACUCAAAAGUUUAUGAUCUUCUAAUAGAAAUUGAUAUUUCAACCAACAUUUGAUUUUGUUUCAUCAAUAUUAUAAAUUUGGAACAGCAGUGGAAUUAGAUAAUUGAUUAUAGUUUAGGUAUUGUGUAACUGAUGUGAUUCUGAGUUGUACACACAAAACAGAUGAUUAAUCAGAGUAUCAAUAAGCUUCCAUCUUAAAACUUUAUAUUUUGGGCAUAUAAGAUCUUAAAUGUAAGUUACAAAUUAAAAAGGUCUAAUAAUAAUUUCUUGAUUAUCAAUAAUAUUUAUUUUAAGAAAGGCCAAUAAAUAAUCUUGGUUUAUUUUUAAUAGCUCUAGUAUUAGCAGGGAUGUGGAGAUGCAUUGCACUUAUUUUUGUGCUUCAUAUUGAAAAAUAUGUAUUUUAUUGCUGGUUUGUUACACAUUAGCCAAUCUGUUUAUCAGAUCUAUAUGCAGAAUAUUGAAAAAAGAAACCUUUGUGUGGUCUGUAGUUUUCAAAAGAUUUUAAUGUUGAAGAUAUAGUUCUGAAAGGUAUAACCUUCUGUGAUGAAGCUUCUCUGUGUUUUGUAUAAUGCACUUUCAAUUGUAUCUUGUUUCAAGGUUUUAGUUUUAUUUUUUCAUGUGUACAUGUAGAGAUUUUAAGUAUAAUUCUAUGUACCGAAUAAUUGAAUUGUAAUGACAACUUGCAAGAAUGAGCUGCUUAAGUAUGAUUAAAAUAUGUAAUGUAUA
This is a messenger RNA of Limulus polyphemus (Atlantic horseshoe crab), 8793 nucleotides long. RefSeq lists its product as uncharacterized. Bases 236 to 5227 code for a protein of 1663 amino acids. Gene Ontology annotation, cellular component: nucleus. Gene Ontology annotation, biological process: regulation of transcription by RNA polymerase II. The record is from RefSeq and is a predicted model, not a curated record. The transcript is spliced from 17 exons. Lineage: Eukaryota; Metazoa; Arthropoda; Merostomata; Xiphosura; Limulidae. Gene Ontology annotation, molecular function: DNA-binding transcription factor activity, RNA polymerase II-specific; RNA polymerase II transcription regulatory region sequence-specific DNA binding.